AUGAUCUUACUCAAGAUCUUUGUCGUACCCUUCCUAGCUGUAUGCGGUUAUGCAGUCGAGAUCACCGUUGCAUCUUCUGGCGGCAACGUGACCGUUAUGCUUGGAUAUGGCGCAAUGGAAGAGGAAAUCAACCACGCCGGGGACGGAGGUCUUUACGCUGAGCUUAUCCGGAACCGUGCGUUCCAGGGCAGCGAUCUCUACCCCUCGAGCUUGGAUGCAUGGGAGGCUGUAAACGGAGCAGAACUGGCCCUUCAGUCUCUCGCGGAUCCCCUGUCAUUGGCCCUCCCUUACUCCAUGAAUGUUAAAGGCAACUCUAGCGUCAUUGGCUUUAAGAACUCAGGGUACUGGGGCAUCGACGUUCAGGCUCAAACUUAUACAGGCUCCUUCUGGGCUCGAGGCUCCUAUAACGGAAGCUUCACUGCUGCUCUGGAGACUAGCGCUGGCGACACUCUCAUCAGUGUUGAGAUUGAUUCCGAAAGUGUCAGUGACGCAUGGGUCCAGCACAACUUCACUUUGACGCCUACUUCGCCCGCUUCCGAUACCGAUAAUGUCUUUUCUAUUACCUUUAACGCAGCCGAAGCCGAUGGAGGUGCCCUCGACUUCAAUCUGAUCAGCCUCUUCCCGCCAACGUACAGCGAUCGCCCAAACGGAAUGCGCAAGGACUUGAUGGAGGCUCUUGCAGUAUACGGUACUAAAUUCCUUCGUUUUCCUGGCGGUAACAACUUGGAAGGAGAGACUGUAGGUGACCGGUGGAUAUGGAACAAUACAAUCGGCCCCCUUACAAGCCGUCCUGGCCGUGCUAGCACCUGGGAUUAUGAGGAGACCGAUGGCCUUGGCUUGGUUGAGUACAUGGAGUGGUGUGAUGAUCUGGGAAUCGAACCGAUCCUUGCUGUCUGGAGCGGUCUUGCUUUGGAUGAAACAGUGGUUUCUGAAUCUGAAAUCGACAUUUAUGUCCAAGAAGCUCUUGACGAGCUGGAGUUUCUGACCGGUUCAGUUGACACUGAGUAUGGUGCGCUUCGCGCCCAGUACGGUCACCCAGAUCCAUGGACGAUUCGGUACGUGGAGGUUGGUAAUGAAGACUAUUUGAAUGGUGGAUUGGACUCGUAUAUUUCCUACCGCUUCUCGGCGUUCUACGACGCCAUCACAGAGAAAUAUCCCGAGAUCAGCAUUAUUGCCUCGACCAUCGAAAUGACACUGCCCGGGAAUGCCAAUGGGGACUACCACAUGUACGACACCCCGGACGCGUUCGUCGAGGCUUUCAACCAGUGGGAUCAGUAUUCUAAUGAGCAUCAUUAUCUCCUUGGCGAGCUUGCUGCCACCGAAUACAACGGCGCCGACGUGUCCCAAAUGUACCCUUGGUGGAGUGGAUCAGUGGGCGAAGCCGUGUAUCUUCUUGGUGCUGAGCGCAACGCUGACAAGAUCAUCGGGGCAACAUAUGCUCCUCUCAUGUGCAACAUUGACAGCUAUCAAUGGACCCCAAAUUUCAUUGCUUACGACGCGGACACCGCCGCAACCGCCCCCUCGACUAGCUACUACGUCUACCAGCUCUUCAACCAACACAUCAUCACUAACACCCUCCCUGCCAACUCUUCCACCGGUUUUGGUCCACUGUACUACGUUGCCGGUCUCGACAACAGCACCGACGAACGCAUCUUCAAGGCUGCUGUGUACAAUAGUACGGGUGAUGUUCCAAUCGGUCUUACCUUCGAAGGCGUUGACGAAGGCACGACCGCCCAGCUGACCGUGCGGACGGCCCCCGAGGCCACCUCCGCGAACGAGGUCGGGGGGGCGAAUGUGGUCAGCACCAACACCACAACGCUGACGGCAGGCUCUGGGGGGAUGUUUUCAUUUUCGCUUCCCAACUUGAGUGUUGCUGUGCUCGUGACGAGCAGCUCUACGGCAUAA
Molecule: messenger RNA, 1905 nt
Organism: Penicilliopsis zonata CBS 506.65
Lineage: Eukaryota; Fungi; Ascomycota; Eurotiomycetes; Eurotiales; Aspergillaceae
Exons: 7
Coding region: 1-1905 (634 amino acids)
Biological process (GO): L-arabinose metabolic process
Molecular function (GO): alpha-L-arabinofuranosidase activity
Source: RefSeq, a predicted model, not a curated record